UUUAAAUUUUUGUUUAAUAGCCAAUCAGCUGUUAGUACUAUUAAAUGAACCAUUGAGAGUUGCAGAAGACAGAAUGGUUGCUUCUAGUAUAGAAGUUGCUUCAGAAAGUAAUGGUGGAGAACAGACAUCCAAUCGAUCUCCCAAAGUUAGCAGGAAAUCAAUUCACUACCAAGGUGUUCAACCUGAAAAGCUGAGACCAAUAUCUUUGGCUUUGAACAGACAUCUAAAUCAUCUUAUGGCCAUGGUGACGGAGAAAGAAGAAGAUCGAAAUCGGCUAAGACGAGAACUGCACGCAUCAAGAGAACGGAUCCAUCAAUUACACCAUCACUGUUGCAGCUUCCACAACCCCUCCGCCAAUAUCGACAAGCCUAACAGUUCAGUUUCUGUGUCAGAAGGGAUGUAUGGUCAAGAAUCAGGAUGAGAAAAAUGUUCGGACAUACCACCAGAUAUUGAAUUUCAUGCAGAGAAUGCUGACAACAGGUGAACACUUUGUACAGAAGAAUUAAGGUUUAUUGAUGCUCUAUCUGUCAAGAAGACAUUGAAAACUGUUUAUAGCCAAGAUAUUACAAACUUUGAAUUUCCAGGAACAACUGGAUGUAAGAACUUACAGUGAAAAUGUUGUUUUUAAAAGUCUUGAAUGUAAUGAUAGUGAAAAGUACCAGUAGAUCAGUCAUAUCAAAUAUUGAUUAUGCUGUAGCAAUACUCUGUCUU
This is a messenger RNA of Limulus polyphemus (Atlantic horseshoe crab), 711 nucleotides long. RefSeq lists its product as uncharacterized. Bases 74 to 421 code for a protein of 115 amino acids. NCBI's taxonomy places the organism in Eukaryota, Metazoa, Arthropoda, Merostomata, Xiphosura, Limulidae. The transcript has 4 exons. The record is from RefSeq and is a predicted model, not a curated record.